This is a messenger RNA of Nothoprocta perdicaria, 419 nucleotides long. It is a transcript of the gene TMEM203, whose product is annotated as transmembrane protein 203. The transcript has a single exon. Gene Ontology annotation, biological process: intracellular calcium ion homeostasis. Gene Ontology annotation, cellular component: endoplasmic reticulum. The record is from RefSeq and is a predicted model, not a curated record. The coding region runs from base 1 to 411 and encodes 136 amino acids. NCBI's taxonomy places the organism in Eukaryota, Metazoa, Chordata, Aves, Tinamiformes, Tinamidae.
AUGCUGUUCUCGCUGCGCGAGCUGGGCCAGUGGCUGCGCCUGGCGCCCUGCGAGCUCGGCCUGCAGGGGCUCGCGCUGCUGCUCUGCUCCGCACUGCUCGUGCUCAAGGUGGACGGCGCGGCCGCCGCGCUCUCCUGCUGGGCCGUGCUCGGGCCCUGCUUCGCCGCCGACGGCCUCAGCACCUAUUUCAGCACCAUCGUGUCCGUGCGGCUCUGCCGGGACGGCGAGAAGCGGCUGGCCGUCCUGCGGCUGCUCUGGGUGCUCACCGUGCUCGGCCUCAAGUUCGUCUUCGAGCUGCUGCUGUGCCAGAAGCUGGCGGAGCGCACGCACGAGCUCUGGUACGGGCUCGUCAUGGCGCCCAUCUUCAUCCUGCUGCAGCUGCUGCUGCUCCGCGCCUGCCGCGUGAACUGAUGGGGCGG